CUCCCACCUCCGCUGCGUUUAAAAUGGGACCUUUCGGCCGGAGACUGACCACUCUUUUUGUGCGGUUAGAUACGGUAAAUAAAGUCUGUAAAUCUGGGAAUAAGCGACGGAUAAAGAGAGGAGGAAACAAAGAGAUGUACUGGGACACUAUCAUCAAACCCGGAGACAGAAACACAGAGAGCAAAGACUUGAAAAUAAAGAUGGAGGUGUGCCAGACUGGAUAUUACACAGAAGACUUCAGGACACAGGAAGUGCCAGCUGGCUUUGACUUUGCAUCUUAUGACUACCCUGGUGAAGAUCUGUCUUUUCUGUUAGACAGCAAAGCACCUGGACAGCAGCAGUAUGUCGCAGAGAGCAGCUACUCAGAGCCACCAAAAGCGCCUCACUCAUAUGACAUUAAAGUGAGUGCCAGCGACACUGCUCUCUUCAACCUGGACUCAUACCAGGAGUUCAACUGGUGGGCCACAUAUCCACAUGCAGAUGGGCUGACAGUAGACCAGUCGCAAACUGGAUACCAGGAGUCUCCACAGACAUACCAGAGCCUGGUGCCCCAGAACGGACAGUUCAGCCCGGCCGUGGAGGCCAGCCACAGUCCCUUUCUAACUGUAAAAGGAUCAAAUCCAUUACAAAGUGAGACAGAUCAGAGCUACUCGUGUCACUCGGCUGAACUGUACGACUCUGACGGACAGAGGCAGUCCUCGUCCUUCUGGCCUGAAUAUUCAUCUCCCGACUUCACUGCCCCCCUACCACACCCGCCUCCGGCCCCCUGCCCCUCAAACCAUGGCCCUCAGUCCUCAGAGCAGUACUGCCCCCGUGUGGCCAAACGCAAAAACACACACCCCCAGAGGCCGGACAGGGAGGGCCAGAUGCCAGGAAUGUCAGCUUAUCCAGGUUCUGGUCCAAUCCAGUUGUGGCAGUUUUUACUGGAGUUACUUCUGGACUCUGCCUGCCGAACCUUCAUCUCCUGGACUGGAGACGGCUGGGAGUUUAAGAUGUCCGACCCAACAGAGGUGGCGAAGCGCUGGGGCCAGUGCAAGAACAAACCCAAGAUGAACUACGAGAAGUUGAGCCGUGGCCUGCGUUACUACUACCACAAGAACAUCAUCCACAAGACAGCGGGCAAACGCUACGUCUACCGCUUUGUCUGUGACGUGCAGGGCAUGCUGGGAAAGACAGCGCUGGAGGUCCUGACCAGUCUGAACGUUUUGCCCACAAACACAGAGUCGUGGCAGUGCCAUGGGGUACCUACGGCGGCAGCGACGUCAGAGCACAGCAGUGAAACAUGGGCAUCACAGUAGGGAACAGGUGUCGGGACUCUUGGAGCUGCUGGCUGAGAGCAGCACAUUUUAACGGAGUUCUACAGCCUACAAAGUGAACACUGACUCCUCAAGACCCGGCUGAACUCCUCACGGGAGGAUGUGGUCGCAAGCAGACCAGGAGCCAAUUUAUAAAUGCUGCAUUUCAGGGAGAAAAAAUAACCAAAAAAACUCAUCAUGCAGUCAGUCUUUAAAGACAAUGUGUUGCUUUUUCUUAAAUAAUAGAUCAUAUUAAAUGACCCAUACACAUUUAGCUCAUAAGCUCAGGGCUAAGUAACUGCAGCAAAGGAACUAACUCGGGACAUUUUAAGCACUAUAAAUAGAUACUUCCUGCAAUGUCUGGGGCCAUAUUUUCAUGUGAUGUGUUUCUAAGAAGGAAUUGAUCUGUAAAUAGUGUUUAUAUUAUUGCUAUGUAGAGUUUUGUGCAUUUAUAUUAUUUUUAAAAAAAUACAAAACUCAUGUCUACCUCUGUUGUUCAUCACAAUAACAAACUGAGAUGACUGUCAGGCACUCACUGUGAAGGUUUUAGCCUGUGUGAUGAUUGUUUUGUGUAAAUAAACUGUAUAUAAACAGA
Molecule: messenger RNA, 1890 nt
Organism: Siniperca chuatsi (mandarin fish)
Lineage: Eukaryota; Metazoa; Chordata; Actinopteri; Centrarchiformes; Sinipercidae
Product: ETS1-related protein
Exons: 8
Coding region: 24-1298 (424 amino acids)
Biological process (GO): cell differentiation; regulation of transcription by RNA polymerase II
Cellular component (GO): nucleus
Molecular function (GO): sequence-specific DNA binding; DNA-binding transcription factor activity, RNA polymerase II-specific
Source: RefSeq, a predicted model, not a curated record